AUGGAAGCAAUCGUCGGGUGGUCGAAAAACAUCGUCGGUGACAUCUCCUUUCCAAACUCGGCGGAAAGAUCUGAUGUUAGCUCCGUUGCAGCGAUCGAGUCCAAACCAGCAGACAUGAGCGGUAUAUUUGAGUCAACUUAUGUACCCAUGGAUCGACUUACCACGGAUCACACAAUCAUGUUGCUAUCGCCAAGUAGUCUUUGCGCUCAUCAGAAUAUUACUCUAAUGGCAGCGAUGCUACCCGAAAAGUAUGUCAGAAUUGCAAUCUCAAGACAUCGAGAGCGAACACUCUGGAAUCAUGAUGUCGAAGAUGGCUAUUUUCCUGGUAAUUGGUCUCCCCAACGCCCGGCAUGGACAGAAACCUAA
Molecule: messenger RNA, 366 nt
Organism: Aureococcus anophagefferens
Lineage: Eukaryota; Pelagophyceae; Pelagomonadales; Pelagomonadaceae
Exons: 2
Coding region: 1-366 (121 amino acids)
Source: RefSeq, a predicted model, not a curated record